CUUUGACAAUUACCACGAUUACCCCAGGAGUGCUUUGUCCUUCAUUAUAACUAUACUCCGUCGUUCUCUUCUUCUGUACACUUUAUUGACGACCUAUUCUCUCAUAAUGAGUGCUACGUCCCCAUACAGAGACUACUUUCGUCGUCGGACCAUCGGUCGAGCAGCAUCUCCACCGACCUGGGCAUGUUACGAACAAAUCUCGUAUGACGAUGAGUGCAGUGACAGCUACUCUGAUUCCUGCUCAGAGGAUGAUGAAGACUAUGGAAGAGGGGGAGCUGCAGACGACGACGAGAGUGACUCGGAUGAGGAACACGUUGCACCCAUGAGGGAUGGUCAUGUAGACGAUACCAAUGAUAUCGACAUGGAUAUGGAUGGUGAGGUUGAUGCGGCCACGGCGAAGAAAGUUGUAGAUGCCGGUAAAGACGUGAAGGGAAAACAGAAGGCUGUUGAUUCCAACCCCACAGAGCAUGAGCCCGACAAUAGCGACAGGCGACAACGCAGAAGGCCUCAGCAUGUUGUACGUCCUCUUCGACCUAUUCUGACUAUUCAUAGAAGUCAAGGGUUUGUUUGGAACCAAGUGAGUCGCUCAUGGUAUCGCAGUUGAGGUUGCUGAAUCCUAUUUUCACGCGUCAGGAUCUAUUCAUCCCGCCAUAUAUCAAAGACAGAUACGUGGCGUCGUCCCCACCAAAUUCUUUUGGUUUUGUGUCAACUUCGGUGUCCUCGACCAACUCUACACUCAGUGAUUACGAAGUAGAAGUCGUUGAGAUUCGGGUGCAGGAAGGAGAGCUCAAACGCAUCAUUCCAUAGAUGAACACUGGUAGACUAGGUACACCGCGACCCCAUAUUAUUUAUCUGGACGAAUUUAUCCUCUGUCUCUAUAGCUACUAUCAUUGCUGCCAUGUAUUGUUAUAGAAGUCAUCUCUUCUCAUUCAAAGUUCCAAACCUUCUUUAAUUCAAUCCAAAUUCUUUCGAGGUUCGAAGAUAUAUGUUACGCAAGUUGAACUUGAACCAGAAAAUAAAGGGACCUUGGACCUUAGUCAUCGC
This is a messenger RNA of Marasmius oreades (fairy-ring Marasmius), 1044 nucleotides long. RefSeq lists its product as uncharacterized. The record is from RefSeq and is a predicted model, not a curated record. Lineage: Eukaryota; Fungi; Basidiomycota; Agaricomycetes; Agaricales; Marasmiaceae. The transcript has 2 exons. The coding region runs from base 107 to 604 and encodes 165 amino acids.